AUGGGGGCAGAGAACCCAUUGGGCAGUGCUGAAGACCCAGCCCGGCUCCAGCUUCUUUGAAAGAACUCCAGCCCCUCACCCACAGCCCUCUGCUGCCCACAGGAUGGGAGCCUGGGGGCUGGGAACCCAGCCAUGAGGGACUGCUGCCCCUCCCAGCAGAAGGCCAGCCCUGCACCCUCUAGGCACAAUCCUGCCCCAAGCCCAGGCAUGGACUCCAGACACAGCAGCCCCACUGGGGCUGGGGAAGGGGCCUCCUGUUCUGAGGGCCCUGGCGGGAGCUUGGCCUGCCCCUCCCUGACCUUCAUCCCUCCCCAAGAGGCAGCUACCAAGGAGACACUGGGGGCACAUGGAGCCUUGAUCUCAGGGACACCAGAAGCCACCUUCUCUGGGAAGCCAGAACCUGUGUUCUCAGCGAAAACUGAUCCCUCAUCCUUGGAGAACAGAAAUCCUAUGUUUUCAGAGAAGAUGGAUUCCAAGUCUUCAAAGCAGGCAGAUUCCACUUUCAUAGGAAAGGAAGAUGCUGGGUCCUUGAGGAAGGCAGAUCCCACGUUUAUAGUAAAGACAGAGCCUAUAGUCUUGGGAAAAGGGGAUCCUGUGGCUUCUGGAAGGAUGGAUCCUGUGACCUCAAGAAAGGAGGAUCCUGGAUCCUUGGGAAAGGUAGAUCCUGUGUGCUCUGACAAGGUGGAUCCAGUGUCCCCAGGGAAGGAAGAUCCUGUAUCCUCUGCCAAAUUGGAUCCUGAGUUCCCAAGAAAGGAGGAGCCCAGGUAUUCAGGAAAAGAGCUUCAUGUGGCCUCAGAAGAGGUGGCUCUUGCAUCUGUGGGGAAGGCAGACCUUGUGUCCUUGGGAAAGAGAGAUCCUGGGCCCUCAGGAAAGAUGGAUCCUGGGUCCUUGGAAAACACAGAUUCUGCAACUGCAGGAAAGCUAGAUCCUGGGUUCUUGGCAAUACUGACUCCAGGGUCAUCAGGCAAAACUGAGCCUGUGUCUCCAGGAACAGUGGCUCUGGGGUCCUCCAGAAGGAUGGAUCCUACUCACUUGGUGAUGACAGAUCCUGCAUCAAUGGGAAGUGCAGAAACUGGGUCCUCCACAAAAGAGGACCCUCAGUUCCUGGGGAAGAUGGAUCCUACCUCCUUGGGAAAGGGAGAUCCCAUGUCUAUGAGAGUGAUAAAAACCAUGUCUGCUGGGCAGGUGGAUGCUGUAUUUUCAGGAAAGAUGGAACCCACAUCUUUGAAAACUGUGGAUCCUGUGUCUUCAGGCAGGGUGGGUCAAGUUUCUUUGGGAAAGAUGGAUCCUGUGCCCUCAGGAAAGCCAGAGCCCUUGUCUACUGGGCAGGCAGAACCAAUGUCUGUCGGAAAGACAGAAACUGUCUCAUCACAAAAGGAGGACCCAAUGCCCUCCACAAAGGCGGAUCCCAUUUCUGUGGGAAAUACAAAAACAUCAUCUUCUGGAAAAGUGAAUCCCGAAUCGAAAGGAAGGAUAGACCCUGUGCCCUCAGGUCCAGGGAAUCCCAAAUUCUUGGGGACAGCAGGACCCUCAUCCUCUGUAAAAGCUGAGACAGUGACUGAGGGGAAAACAGAUCCACUGUCCUCAGAGAAGGCAGGUCCUAUGGCUUCUGGAAUAGUGGGUCCCACAGCCUUAGGGAAGGCUGACCCCCUGGCCUUGGGCAAGGUAGACACUGUGAGCAGAGGGAAGGCAGAAAGUGCUCCCCCUGGAGAAGUGGAUUCUGUGUCUUCGGGAAAAGUGGCCCCCAUGAUCCUAGAGAAAACGGUCCUGGCAUCCUUGGGAAAAGCAGAAGCUGUCCCAGAGGGAAAGGUGGAUCCUUUGCCUCCAGAGAAGGGGAAUCCUAUGAACUCCACAAAGGUGGAUCCCAGGGCCUCAGGGAAGGCAGAACCCACGUCUGAGGGCAAAGCAGAAACAAAGGCCCUUGGGCAGGAGGGCCCUGUUUCAUGGGGAAAAGCAGAGACUGCAUCUCUGCGGGAGAAGCCACUGGCCUUGGAGAAAGGGGAGCCGGAAUCCUCAGGAAAAGUAGACCCUAUUGCCCCUGGGAAGGUGGAGCCUGUGAUCCCGGGGCAGGCCGAUGCUGCGCCUCCAAGAAAAGCAGAGUCCCCAUCCUCGGGGAAGUUGGCCCCCCCGACUCUGGAGAAGGCAGAGGCCUCCUCCUCCAGGCAGUCAGAUGGCAAACCCUGCGGCCCAGGCCCUUCUCCCGCGGGGGCCGGUAGUGGCGGAGGCCUCUUGGAGCCAGUGCCCAGCACGGAGGCCUCCAGCCCAGGCCAGAAAGACCUGGUGGCCGCUGGGGCUGAGAGAAGCCCGGGCCCUGAAGCCACAGGGCCCCCACCCGGGCCGCGGACUCGUGACAACUUCACUAAGGCUCCGUCGUGGGAGGCGAGCGCCCCGCCACGCGAGGACGCGGGGACGCAGGCGGGCGCGCAGGCCUGCGUGUCAGUGGCCGUGAGCCCCAUGUCUCCGCAGGACGGCGCGGGCGGCCCGGCCUUCACCACAGUUUUUGGCUACAAACUGUCACAAUAUACCUUGGUAAUAAAAUUUUCCCCCAGUUCUUGUCAGGUGUGA
Molecule: messenger RNA, 2565 nt
Organism: Leptonychotes weddellii (Weddell seal)
Lineage: Eukaryota; Metazoa; Chordata; Mammalia; Carnivora; Phocidae
Source: RefSeq, a predicted model, not a curated record